GGGGCCGGACGCGGGUGCUGGCGGCGAGCCGGCCGCGGCGGGGGUGCGGGCAGGGCCAGGCCGGACCCGCAGGGGCUUUGGAGACCGCGCGGGCUGGGGGCCGUGACCCGAACCGCCGCGUCCCGGGGCGCCUGCGAAAUGCGCGCGGUGAGUGCGGGACGGCGACUCUCGUGGAGGCGGCGGCAGGAUGAGGGCGGCGGUGACGGUUCCCGGAGGCGUUUCCGCUUUUCCUUCUGGUGUGUGGGGCGGCGGGGCGUGUGCGGGAGCCCGGGCGGGAGUGGGGACGCCUUCCGCUGUGUGGGGAGGGACGCGCGGACGGGGAAGCCCGCCCCUCACCGGGGGCUCCCCCGCGUCCCUCAGGAGUGCCGCGGGCGGGGAGGGACGCCAGACCCCGAGUCCUGGAGCUCUCGGGCUGGAGAGCCCCCUGCUGCGCCCCGGCUCUGCCGUCCCUCGUUCUCGGGGGAGUUCUCGCCGGCUGAGCCGGUCCGCGGGGUCCGGGGGGCCCGAGGGGAAAGCUCGCGGACACAGCCGGUCGGUGACGGGUGACGUGGGGAGAGUGGGCCGGCCCGGGGGGCGCCCUGUGACACCUGCAGGACAGAGUGCGCUGGAGGUCGAGGGUGUGGAGAGCCAGAGCCUUUGCCCCGAGAGCCCCGUUCGCUGCUUUCCUGCAGUAGUAGGUGCGGCUGUGCCCGGUUGCCCCUGCUGCGAGGCGGCGGAGCCGCUGGGACGGCAGGUAUCUCGGUGGCUCGAGGGCGAGCGGAGAUGCCCAUUUGAAGCGGUUGGUGCUCCUGGCUGAGGACGACUGAAGCCUUGCGUGCAACCGUGUAAACAUGCUUUUCUGACUUUGUUCACACACUUUCCUCCUGGCGUUAUGGUGUGUGCACUAAAUCCCAGAAAGCACGAACAUCAUAUUUGUGUGGGGAUUUUUUAAAUGAAUGAUUUGGUAAAAAUCUAAGGGGCAGACUUCCGGGUUCGUUAUUGGUGAGCGUGUUAAAAAUGCAGAUUCUCUGGCCCCCUUGCCACCUGUGCUGAUUUAGUGGCUCAGGAUGGGACCCAGCGAUCAGCAAGUUUAAACAGGCCUUGUUUGUAAGUAACGGCAACGCAGUUAUCCUCUGAACUACCUUGUGAGCCCCGCUUAGGAAACACUGGACUAAUGGAAAUCUGGAAAUCUUCUAAAAACCUAUGUGAAUUGUAUACUUUGUCAUCAAUCUGGAAACUUCACUUUAGGUUUUUGUCAUCUACUAAUUACAUGUGUUACUGUUUUAUAAUUGCACGUUUACUUUUAUUAUAUCCAAAUGAAUACAUAUCAUUUUAUCAUGUCCAAAUAAAUACAUAUAGUUCAAAAAUUAAAGAUUUGUGCAUAUUCAAAGGAACAUUUUGUGAAACAGUCCUCAAAAGUGGAUACAUUUGGUUUUUGUUUCCAGUGGUAUUUUCUAAUACAGUAUUGGAGCGUAUUAUAGAUAGUAUUUAAUCUCCAACGUGUUUCAGUAUAUAUUAUCUCAUUUUAUUGGAUCUGUCUCCUAGAAGUGGGGCUGGUUUACUGGUAAAAGCAAAUAUUCAUUUCCUCUGGAAGAAUUUAUUUUCAACCCAGGCCGUAACGAAUUCUUGAAGAUACAGUGUCAAGGAGAAUAAGCAGCUAAUAGGCAAAAUCACCAAACACUAGUCACCAUGAAUGAGGUAUUAGAAAUAUAGACUAUGGAAAAAGACCUGUGAUUUCUAGAGCUGAAAUUAGAAACUCAAUGGGUGAAUUAGCUAGCUGAUUAUGUCCAGCAGAAGAAAGGAUUACUGAAUCAUGCUACCAUUUUAUGUCUUUUUCUACUUAAUCCUCCAAC
Molecule: messenger RNA, 1832 nt
Organism: Mustela erminea (ermine)
Lineage: Eukaryota; Metazoa; Chordata; Mammalia; Carnivora; Mustelidae
Product: cuticle collagen 19-like
Exons: 2
Coding region: 188-796 (202 amino acids)
Source: RefSeq, a predicted model, not a curated record